This is a messenger RNA of Cladophialophora yegresii CBS 114405, 1902 nucleotides long. RefSeq lists its product as uncharacterized. The transcript has a single exon. NCBI's taxonomy places the organism in Eukaryota, Fungi, Ascomycota, Eurotiomycetes, Chaetothyriales, Herpotrichiellaceae. The record is from RefSeq and is a predicted model, not a curated record. The coding region runs from base 1 to 1902 and encodes 633 amino acids.
AUGGAACCCCCACCGCCUCCCGACCACCACUUCGCUCCGAUAGACCCACACAUGGAACCCUUCCAUGACUUUGUUGAUGACCGCUUCGUCGAAGACCCUGUACACUACGAAGAGCGCAUACCAAAUGUCCAACAGCGCUUGGAUAGGAUGUCGCUCGAUGGCGACGUCCCGGAAAUCCGACCCCGCGUUGAGCGUCACAGAUUCGCAGACAUGUUACCCCUCCCACAAGAUUACCUGUACUACCGUCUGUCGAAACGCGGCGAUGAUUGGAGCUCAUGUGUGAAGAAGCCUAUCCCGGCUCCCAUCGAUGAAAUUGAGAGGAAGGCCAAGAAAAGUAAGGGCGGCGAUGCGCCAAUCCUGGAGCAACUGACCAAGAUGCCGACUUUGCGGCGCGACAUGUUGGAUGAGGUUAUCCGCAAGGCCAAUCACCAAGAGUCGGGCGAUGCCUACUGGGAGGUGGUCUAUAUCAAGUCGAAAAAGAUACAGACAAGGAGGGGUAAGACGGAAGUGCCGGAAAUGGAUGUGAUCCUGGCCCGGACCAAAGGCCGAACCAAGUCCCGGACCAAGUCUUCUGCCAACAGUGGCGAGAGGGUCAAGCGAGAAGUCGUGAAAGAGAAGAAGUACAUUAGUGACAGCUAUGGCCGGGUCAGGAAAGACUCGGUGCUGGACAAGUUGGAGGAUCCAGUUGCAAAUCUUCCUGUUUUUGAGGCUGAUGGCAGACCAAGGGACGAUCUUGGACCGAUGCACUUCAACAAUUCCAAUCUGCCGCCUCACAUCGCCAGGGAAAUGCCACUGGGUACCAACCUUGAAAAGAAGAAGGAGAAGGUGGAGAAGAGGAAAAGUAGAUCUCGAAGCAAAUCACGCGAGCGUGGCCUUCUUCAUCACCAAGACGGGGUCUUUGUAGUCCCUGAUGUCCACGACUUUGCUGGCGAGAGUGCUGACCCAACCACCGUCGACGGUAUGCUCGCCGACGAGCCAAUGGAUCGUCGCGGUCGGCGAGGACAAUCGCCACACGAACAUCCAGUGGUGAUUGAGGACGAUCAUCGACGGUCUCACUCUCGACACCGUCCCGACGGUCGCUCAAAGUCUCGUCCGCGCAAAGAAUCUGUUCACUUCCCUAACGGGCAUACUCGCCAGUACUUCGACGCAGCCGACGGCUCUUCCGAGAACAGUGAUACCAGCCACUACGGCUUUGUUGGCGACCACGAAAGCUCGACCACAUCGAUCAGCACGCAUGGCGCUAUACCUCGCCGAGGGAGUCUCGUUCGCGGGGGCCGCCCGGACGUUGAGUAUAAGAAGCACCACCCGGGACCUAACAGGAGACUGUCCUACCAGGAAAAGCCGUACCAUGGUGAGCAGCACGUGAUCCUACCAGCGAGACCAGCGCGUCGAGACUCAAAUGUCAUCUAUCACGAAAGACCACCCGAGGUUCGCUAUGAGCGUCCCUAUCCGCGAUUAACCAGGCGAGAGACUGCCCCUCCUAUCCCAGAAGACCAUCAAAUCCUCUAUCAUGAGCCUCUCCCGCGAACCAGUGAGCGCGACCUCGUCCCUCUCCGCCGUUCCUAUACUGCUCGCGAGCCAAUUCUUCAUCAGCACCCUCGAGACGACGAAGAACUCUACUACCGUGAUGAGCUUGACCGCCAAAGCUACCGUGCCGAAGGCUACCAGCGCGAUCGCGUCAUUGAAGACCACUUCAACCGGCGUGAGCUAGAACUCAGCGCCCGAGAGCGCGAAUUGGAAAUCAGAGAAGAUGAACUGAGACAGCUGAGGCGGCAACGCGAACGCGAGCUUGAAAGAGAUCGCGACUACUUUGACGACAGAGAUGUUCGGAAGGAGCGGAGAGAGUCGAGGCAGAUCUUCUAUGACCCGAAGACUGGCCAGGCCAAUUACUAUAAUGAUUGA